GCUGACUUGUGACGAGUAGUCCACUGACUAGGGUAGACAGUACUAGGACGAGGCAACAGCGACUGCGUUGUCCCACCCACACAUCUUGCGGUUGCGCGGCGGAGAGAGAGAUUGAUGAUGUCUUCUUGGUUGUUCCGGCGGAGUGGGCCCUCGGGCUUCUCGUGGGCCUCCACCGCCGACCAAGUCACCGCCGGGCUCUCCGCCGCCGGCCUCACCGCCAUCGUCACCGGCGCCUCCAGCGGCAUCGGCGCCGAGACGGCUCGCGUCCUCGCCAUCCGCGGGGCACACGUCGUCAUGGCCGUCCGCAACCUCGCCGCCGCGCAGCCCGUGCGCGACGCCAUCCUCGCCGACGCCCCUGCCGCCUCCCUCGACCUCAUGGAGCUCGACCUCGCCUCCAUGGACUCCGUCCGCGCCUUCGCCUCCGACUUCGCCGCCAAGGGCCUCCCCCUCAAUAUCCUCAUCAACAAUGCAGGGGUGAUGGCAACUCCUUUCUCUCUCUCAAAGGAUGGUAUCGAGUUGCAAUUUGCCACUAACCAUGUUGGUCAUUUUCUUUUGACUCAUCUUCUCUUGGAGACAAUGAAAAAGACCUCUCGUGAAUCAAAUGUGGAAGGAAGAAUCGUUAAUGUUUCAUCAGAGGGGCACAGGUUUGCAUAUCGGGAAGGCAUCCGCUUUGCCAAGAUAAAUGACGAGUCGGAGUACAACUCCAUUGGAGCAUAUGGGCAGUCAAAGCUUGCAAACAUUUUGCAUGCGAAUGAACUUGCUAGGAGAUUUAAGGAUGAGGGUGUCAACAUAACUGCAAAUUCUCUUCAUCCUGGAUCUAUCAUCACGAACCUUCUUCGUCACCACAGUAUCCUAGAUGUUCUCCAUCGGACACUUGGUAAAUUGGUGCUUAAAAAUGCUCAGCAGGGGGCGGCCACCACUUGUUAUGUUGCAUUGCACCCACAGGUGAAGGGUGUGUCCGGGAAGUACUUCAGUGACAGCAAUGUGAACGAGGCGAGUGAGAAAGGCAAUGACAUGGAGCUGGCCAAGAGGCUGUGGGAGUACAGCAUCGAGCUCAUCACCUGACCUGACCUGACCUGAUUCAUGAACUGAAUGAGAGAUACUAUGUAAUGUUGAAGUUUGAGAGAGUGCCUGUAAAGUAAAUUGUGGUAACUUAACUAUGGCAGCUACCAUCUGGUGUGCGUGCGUACGUACAUCAAACCAACAUGAUACUAGUAGUGAGUAAUAAGCAUAUGCGAAUCUUCCUCCUCCUCCGUA
Molecule: messenger RNA, 1257 nt
Organism: Oryza sativa Japonica Group (Japanese rice)
Lineage: Eukaryota; Viridiplantae; Streptophyta; Magnoliopsida; Poales; Poaceae
Source: RefSeq, a predicted model, not a curated record